Suillus fuscotomentosus is the source of this 645-nucleotide messenger RNA. RefSeq lists its product as uncharacterized. The coding region runs from base 1 to 645 and encodes 214 amino acids. NCBI's taxonomy places the organism in Eukaryota, Fungi, Basidiomycota, Agaricomycetes, Boletales, Suillaceae. The transcript has 4 exons. The record is from RefSeq and is a predicted model, not a curated record.
AUGCAAAGCUUGAGCCAAAAUUCGAAUAUGUUGCAGAGCAUUGUUGGCGUAUUCCUGCAGUCCAUGCACACACCUCAAAAGGUUAUCAAUACACUAUCAAGAAUGAGUGUCAGUGUGUCUGUCAACACAAUAAACACAGCUGUACUGUCAUUAUCUGCAGAAUUCCAUUGUGCUAUUCAUGCCCUUGUACACACUGUCAGUGAAUCUGAAGACAUGCUGGUACACCUCACCUCUGGUUUGCUAUUUCCACUGCAGCAUGGUGUCACAUGCAAAGACUUAUGGUGCUCAAUGACACUGUGGGAAAAGUCUCCCCUCAACCUGGAGCUCAAUUUAUCAACUGACUUACUGUGGUUGCAUCUAGACUCCUUGAAUGCAGCUGGUUUGUCUCAUGGAGACUGCUUUAACUCAUCGAAAAUGCUUUCUGACCUAAUCAAUCACAGUCCUCUAUACUUUCAUCAGUUCAAGGACCAACUUGGCUAUCCAGAGAGAGUUGAUUCUAUCCCUGUCAUAAAGACACCCAUUCUCACAGCACAUGCUAUGCAUCUUAGCAAUUCCACAGUAUCUGAAAAUAUAAGUAUUGAGGAUCCAGAUGAGAUGGAUGAUCCAGACAUACUGUCAUAUCCUGCAUUCCAGACCUACAUCUGA